AUGGCUUCAGGACGUAAGAAAGUACUUUUAAAGGUUAUUAUUCUCGGUGAUAGCGGUGUCGGCAAAACGUCCUUGAUGAAUCAGUAUGUGAACAAAAAGUUCUCUAAUCAGUAUAAGGCUACUAUUGGUGCCGACUUUUUGACCAAGGAAGUCCUUGUAGAUGAUCGUCUUGUUACGAUGCAGAUCUGGGAUACAGCAGGCCAGGAACGUUUUCAAUCAUUGGGCGUUGCAUUCUAUCGGGGAGCUGAUUGUUGUGUUCUUGCAUAUGAUGUGAAUAACAGCAGAAGUUUCGAAUCAUUAGACCAAUGGCGCGAUGAGUUUUUGGUUCAGGCCUCUCCUAGAGACCCUGAUCGUUUCCCAUUUGUGCUCUUGGGUAACAAAAUUGAUGUCGAAGAGAGUAGAAGAAUGGUUUCCCAAAAGCGUGCUAUGGCUUGGUGUCAAUCCAAGGGCAAUGUUCCCUAUUUCGAGACUUCUGCUAAGGAAGCUAUUAAUGUAGAACAGGCUUUCCAAACUAUUGCAAAGAACGCCUUAUCUCAAGAAACUGAUGUUGACAUUGAUUUUCCCGAUACCAUCCAAAUACCUAGCGGAAGACAAGAACAAGAUCCUGGAUGUGCUUGUUAA
Messenger RNA from Mucor mucedo, 621 nucleotides. RefSeq names its product vacuolar biogenesis protein. Lineage: Eukaryota; Fungi; Mucoromycota; Mucoromycetes; Mucorales; Mucoraceae. The record is from RefSeq and is a predicted model, not a curated record. Gene Ontology annotation, molecular function: GTP binding; GTPase activity. The transcript is spliced from 7 exons. The coding region runs from base 1 to 621 and encodes 206 amino acids. Gene Ontology annotation, cellular component: phagocytic vesicle; vacuole; late endosome. Gene Ontology annotation, biological process: regulation of vacuole fusion, non-autophagic.